CUGCCCAGGUGCCUCUGACUUGACUGCGUUCAGUGACCCCCGGGUAGGAAUCGACCGCUCCUUCUCCGCACUCCCCUCCAUCUCCGACCCUCGGAUGCACUACCCGGGAGCAUUCACCUACACGCCGACGCCCGUCAGUUCGGGGAUAGGAAUCGGUAUGUCUGCCAUGUCCACGGCCACGAGAUACCACACUUACCUCCCGCCUCCCUACCCCGGCUCGUCGCAGGCCCAAGGCAGCCCGUUCCAGACCAGCUCACCCUCCUACCACCUCUACUACGGAACCUCCGCCGGCUCCUAUCAGUUCUCCAUGAUCUCAGGGGGAGACCGGUCCCCCCCACGCAUCCACCCCCCCUGCACCAACGCCUCCACGGGAUCGACGCUCCUCAACCCCAACCUCCCCAACCAAAGCGAAGUGGUCGAGGCGGAAGGGAGCCACAGCAACUCCCCCACUAACAUGGCGACCACGGCCAGGCUAGAGGAAGCGGUGUGGCGACCAUACUGAAUACAUUUUAAGUAGUCGUGGGCCAGGACUAACGUGCUUUCCGUUUCCCAGGGCCCGUAGGUAACCCAUAAACACCCAACUUGCUUAUGGGCCCUGCCAUGUUCGUACAUCACUUUGAGAAGGAAACCCUCCAGAAGCCAGCGCUCCCAAGAGCGGUGGUGCGUGUUAGCCAGCCCCAGGCGAAGCGAUGUCGCUCCGGCAAAGCAUCCCUCGCCGGGGACUGAGCUUCUGGGAAGGAGGACGACUGAGUUGGUGGUCCGGAGGUAGCGAGGGUGGGUAGGACAGUACCCAGUCUGUUCCCAGGCCUGUGGCUUUCUAACGGGCCUGGGCUUGAAGGUCUCCACAGCCCUAAAGAGAGUUUCGGUUCACUUCUAUUUUUAAGACUUAAAACCUAAAAAAAUCUUAGUGAGUUUACUGCAUCUUAUGGACAUAUUAACUGUAAGGAAGUAUAGGAAGAUUCCCAGAGGGAAAC
This is a messenger RNA of Eurypyga helias (sunbittern), 974 nucleotides long. Its product is annotated as runt-related transcription factor 1-like. Gene Ontology annotation, molecular function: RNA polymerase II cis-regulatory region sequence-specific DNA binding; ATP binding; DNA-binding transcription factor activity, RNA polymerase II-specific. Gene Ontology annotation, biological process: regulation of cell differentiation; regulation of transcription by RNA polymerase II; neuron differentiation. The coding region runs from base 95 to 502 and encodes 135 amino acids. The transcript has a single exon. Lineage: Eukaryota; Metazoa; Chordata; Aves; Eurypygiformes; Eurypygidae. The record is from RefSeq and is a predicted model, not a curated record. Gene Ontology annotation, cellular component: nucleus.